GGCACGUCCAACGACUUGGAUUGCGAUACCGUUCAGACUAUGAGUGGGAUACAGAAUUACUCAAAGACGAAAAAAUUGGGUGAAGGUACCUAUGCCGUGGUUUAUUUGGGAACGCAGUUGAGUACAAGCCGAGAGGUGGCAAUCAAGGAGAUCAAGACGGAAGGGUUCAAAGAUGGGCUAGACAUGUCUGCCAUCCGAGAGGUGAAAUAUUUACAGGAGUUACGACAUGCGAAUAUCAUUGAGUUGGUAGAUGUUUUCAGUGACAGCAGACAGAACCUAAAUUUGGUUUUAGAGGUUUUGCCAAGCGACUUGGAAAAAGUGUUACGUGACAAGAACACCUUCAUUGGUGGUGUUGAUAUUAAGCGUUGGUUGUUAAUGAUACUCCGAGGAGUCUACCACUGUCACAGGAACGGGAUUUUGCACAGGGAUUUGAAGCCGAACAAUUUGUUGAUGGAUCCUUCGGGAAAUUUAAAGAUUGCUGAUUUUGGUUUAGCCCGAAGUUUGGAUCAACCGACAGAGAAACUUACUUCUAACGUUGUCACCAGAUGGUACCGCGCGCCAGAGCUUCUAUUUGGUGCCAGAUUAUACACUGCUGCCGUCGACGUCUGGGCCAUCGGUACGAUUUUCGCAGAAAUGAUGUUGCGGACGCCGUAUCUGCCUGGUAGCGACGAUGCAAACCAGUUGGCAGUCACCAUCCAGGCGUUGGGUACCCCGACAGAAGAGAAUUGGCCUGGUGUGAGUCAUCUCCCGCUGUAUAACAACUUAACCGUUUACCCUGCACCGACGCGGGCGGAAUUGAGAAGACGGUUUGUGGCGGCAAGUGAAAUGGCGCUUGAGGCUAUGGAAGGUAUGCUUAUUAUGAACCCAUCAGAGAGAUGGACUUGUGAACGUGCCUUGCAGAGUGGCUACUUUCUCGAAGAACCUAUCCCUUGAUAGGUGUGGAGGUCAGUGCUUGCAUGUAUUCAAAAAAAGCUAACAGGAGCUUUCUUUCCUGAACAAAUAAUUCUUUUCUAAACACUGGUAUAGUUGGUGUGUUAAACUCUCCUUCGAGGCUUUAAGCAAAAAUAUUACUGAAACCUCAAGCUCUGUAACCUGCGCUGCAUACAAAGAGUAUAAGUCCAAGUUAUGUCAGUACUCUUCUCACAACUUCACUACAUGUAAGUUGUUAGCCUGACAAAAUCUUUUCAACAUAUGAAGUGACUUCAAGUACUUUACAUUCAAGAGGUGACUGUAAGGUUCAGGUAGGUUGAAGGAGCUGAUCAUACCUGAAUAUUCUAAUUAAUAAGUGAUAUAAUUUUUGGUCAAAUGUGGUUCACUUCACAAUGGAGAGUCAAACACAACUCAGCGGCA
Pichia membranifaciens NRRL Y-2026 is the source of this 1350-nucleotide messenger RNA. RefSeq lists its product as hypothetical. Gene Ontology annotation, molecular function: RNA polymerase II CTD heptapeptide repeat kinase activity; ATP binding; cyclin-dependent protein serine/threonine kinase activity. The transcript has a single exon. Bases 40 to 933 code for a protein of 297 amino acids. The record is from RefSeq and is a predicted model, not a curated record. NCBI's taxonomy places the organism in Eukaryota, Fungi, Ascomycota, Pichiomycetes, Pichiales, Pichiaceae. Gene Ontology annotation, cellular component: transcription factor TFIIK complex; nucleus; cytoplasm. Gene Ontology annotation, biological process: positive regulation of transcription by RNA polymerase II; protein phosphorylation.